Messenger RNA from Daucus carota subsp. sativus, 648 nucleotides. Its product is annotated as ethylene-responsive transcription factor RAP2-1. Gene Ontology annotation, biological process: regulation of DNA-templated transcription. The transcript has a single exon. Bases 129 to 542 code for a protein of 137 amino acids. Gene Ontology annotation, molecular function: DNA-binding transcription factor activity; DNA binding. The record is from RefSeq and is a predicted model, not a curated record. NCBI's taxonomy places the organism in Eukaryota, Viridiplantae, Streptophyta, Magnoliopsida, Apiales, Apiaceae.
AUGCAACUAGCUUUGCGAGAAGCGCUUCUUGAAACUCCUAGCUAGUUUAUAAGUUCUCCAUCCCUUAUUUUUCUCCGGUGCUCCCAAGUCCCAAGUGUCGAAUAUUUUUCCAAAAUUAAUUUUGUGCGAUGGAGAAAAGAAAGCCAAGGGCGCAAAAGCAAGACAAGCCCAACCCUUACAGAGGUAUAAGGAUGAGAAAAUGGGGGAAAUGGGUGGCUGAGAUCAGAGAGCCGAACAAACGGUCUCGAAUCUGGCUUGGUUCCUACUCUUCCCCGGUGGCUGCAGCCCGUGCCUACGACACCGCGGUGUUCUACCUCCGCGGCCCAUCAGCACGGCUUAAUUUUCCCGAUAUCUUGGCUGAUCAUCGAGAUGAAGGCUACAGUCAUCAUCAGGAGCUGUCUGCGGCUUUUAUUAGACAGAAAGCUACUGAAGUUGGCGCUAGGGUUGAUGCCCUUGAAUUAUCCGCGGAUAAAUCUUCUAGGACCUUCCUGAAGCCGGAUUUGAAUGAGUUUCCGAGCCCUGAAUCUUCUGAUGAUAUGUGAGAAAUCAUGAAAUUUAGUGAAGAAUUCUACACAUGCACACACAAAUCAUGUGUAAGUUGUACAAGUAUAUUUAUGCUGCUGUAAUGAUAUUUGUGUUAUUUGUUCA